Molecule: messenger RNA, 2936 nt
Organism: Ylistrum balloti
Lineage: Eukaryota; Metazoa; Mollusca; Bivalvia; Pectinida; Pectinidae
Product: protein MCM10 homolog
Exons: 22
Coding region: 21-2936 (971 amino acids)
Biological process (GO): DNA replication initiation; DNA replication
Cellular component (GO): replication fork protection complex; nucleus
Molecular function (GO): DNA replication origin binding; single-stranded DNA binding
Source: RefSeq, a predicted model, not a curated record
UGAAAGAAUUGAUCCAUAGAAUGGCAGAAGAGGAUUUAGAUCUUGAAACACUAACAUCAUUGCUAGAAGAUGAUUCUGAUGAAGAAGAAAUCCAACAGAAGACAAAUAAAGAUAACCAACCUGACAAAGCUCAAGAUUCUGAUGAUGACUAUGACAUAACAUCAAUAGCAGCCUUUCUGGAAGAUUCAGAAAGUGAUGAAGAUAUCCCAAAAAGUGGAGAACCUGGCACAGAAUGUGAUGAGACUGAGUCAGCUGAGGACAUGGGAGAGGACACAGAGGAAAGGCAAACAACAAUACAAGAGAACACAGGAGUCAAUCCUACAUCUCCUGUACAAUCUGCUGACACUAUUAAUGCCUUACAGAGUCAGAUAUUAAUGAUGCAGAAACAGAUGGAACAGAUGCAGAAUAUGUUAUUGCUGCAAAAGUCCCAGAGUAGCCAAGGGGGAACAACUCCAAACUCCAAAAUGGCACAUCAUCAGCCCAAGUCUAAGUCAAGUCCUACAAAUGAUUUAACAAAAAAGACAACUCAUUCAUCUCAUGCAGAAGGAAAACCUAAAUCUAAAGAAUCCAAAUCAAGUUCUGAAAAUAAACCUAAGAGAUCUCCAAUGUCUCUCCCAAACAAAGCACUUGGUUCAAAAGAUUUCAGAUCUCUCCAGUCACCACAGCAUAAAGUUAAUAAGAAAUCUUCAACAUCAGAUGUCAUCCAUAAAGCCAAGCAAACCUCAAAGCAAGCAGAAUCCUCAGAGAAGGAACACAACCUGUUCUUUGACGAGUCUGAGGAAGCUCCAGUCCAGAUCAAGGGAAAAACUUCAUCCAAUGAGAGUAAGGUGUCAGAGACACACACUCGGAAAGAGCAGGAAAAAUCACUUUUUGGAGAAGACAGUGACAGUGACUGGGAAGGACUGGAUGGAGAAGAAAAAAGUAGAUUAAGUGCUGAAGGAAAUGAGCUGAGAAAACUUCUGCAUCAUGGUGAGAAAAGUCGGGUGUCAAAUGCUACCAAACAGGAUGUCGAGGAACUAAGAAAGAAAGCAGCAAAAACUUCAUGGAAGGACCUCAGCCACCAACAGUCUCCAGUUCAAAGUAAGCUAGGAACAUCAAAUAAAGGGACCUGUAAAGAGAAUGACCAGCCUUCUGUUACUGACCCUUUCUCUGGUAUACGUAUUAUAAAUCCUAAAGUGUCAUCUAUAGAUAUGAAAUACAAAAUGGCUGACCGUACAUUGGUGAAAGUGUCACGUAUAGCUAGUCAAAUUGGCACUAGUAAACUACAGGGAAACUGGGUAACCAUAGCAGUAGUGGUCAGUAAGACUGAGCCACGCACAUCAGCUGCGGGUAAGACAUACUGUAUUUGGAAGCUGAGUGACCUAGAAGACUGUGAUAAGACUGUCAGUUUCUUCCUGUUUGGUGAGGUGUACAAGCAGCACUGGAAAAACUGUGUAGGAACAGUAGCGGGCAUCCUUAAUCCAAACAUAAUGGACAAAGCAGAGAAGGUUCAGCAGGAUGUGGCGUUUACUGUGAAUCACCCCCAACAGCUGCUGGUGAUGGGCCUUUCUAAAGACCUUGGGCGCUGUACAGGGGUCAGCAAAGCUGGCAAACCUUGUACUAAGUUUACUAACAAACAGCAUGGUGACAGGUGUACAUACCAUGUACAGUCUGCCUAUAAGAAAACUUCAUCAUACCGCACUGAGCUUCAAGGCAGUAUCACAGGUGUGACACCGAAAGCUCAUGCGUCGGGGCAGAACAAGAAAAAGUCGAGUUCCUUUUUCUUUUAUCAAGGAGAAACAUUCACAGAUCUGAGGCCUCCAGCCAAUAAAAAGGACAAGGUAACACUGGGUAAACUGUCCGAGAAACAGGCUCUACAAGAUAAAGGGAAGGUGACCACUAUGUCACUCCACAAACUGGAGCCAGGGGAUCAGAAACUCCUCAAGGAUCUCAAGGACAAAAAAAAUGAAUUUAUGGACAUGCUUACCACACCCACAGUUGGGUCCUUGAACUUUGUAAAACACUUAGUAAAAGAGGAGAAGUUUGAAAAAGAUACUGGGAAAAAAGGGGUGGUUCAGUCCAUCACUCCCAAGGAACUGCUGAAACAGCACAGGUUAGCCACACAGGAAAGGAAGCGACAACUGGUCCAGAGGCACUCCCUCAACCCCCUAGAAUCUGUUCCCACUCUGGGCAAGGGCUUCUCUCCAGGUAGUGAAAUAUCACUAGAAGUUCAAUUUCCUCGAGGAAAACCUGUUGGAGUCACCAUGGACUUUGCAAAGAAAAAGGCAAUAGCCAAAAUCCAGAUGAGUGGCGGAAUUAGCAAAGAAGACCCGAAUGCAGUCAGAAACAAAAACCGUUCUCCUGAAUCCAAUGUUAAAGUCAAGAAAAGGGUUGCUGAAAAUAUGGAUACUGAUGUCCUAUCGAAAGAAGAUAGAUCUGUACAGGAGCCACCUAAGAAACGUUCCAAGCUUCUCGGGAAUAUAGAUGUCAACUCAGAGGAAUUCAAACAAUUGAUGAAAGUGCGUUCCAAGCACAAAGGGGCGUUGGCUGAGGUGGAAGCAGAACAUGAAGAGAGGUACUUUAUGGCAAUGGAGAAAAAGGAAAAAUAUGAAGAUAAGAUGUCUUCAAUUAUGGAAAUGAAAUGCAAAGUAUUUACCUGUGUUCAGUGUAAUUAUACUGCAUUUAAACCAGCUGACUCAUGCAAACAAAAUGGACACUCAGUCAAAACAGUUGAAGCAACAAAGCGAUUCUUCAAGUGUAAAAAGUGUAGCAACCGAGCCAUUUCUAUUCAUAAAUAUCCAACAGAACCUUGUCGGAAUUGCGGCAUGCAAAGCUUUGAGAGGACAUCAAUGUAUCAGGAAAAGAAAAUGAAAACACCUUCAGAGGAACUUUGUAUACGAGGCGAUGAGAUAAAAUACUUAGGAUCUCUCCAGGAAAAAUCCUUCCUUAACAUAUAG